Polyodon spathula (Mississippi paddlefish) is the source of this 1548-nucleotide messenger RNA. It is a transcript of the gene haus7, whose product is annotated as HAUS augmin-like complex, subunit 7. Gene Ontology annotation, molecular function: microtubule minus-end binding. Gene Ontology annotation, cellular component: HAUS complex. Gene Ontology annotation, biological process: centrosome cycle; spindle assembly. NCBI's taxonomy places the organism in Eukaryota, Metazoa, Chordata, Actinopteri, Acipenseriformes, Polyodontidae. The record is from RefSeq and is a predicted model, not a curated record. The transcript is spliced from 10 exons. Bases 24 to 1169 code for a protein of 381 amino acids.
UUCAGUUUCAGUUAAGAAGGAAGAUGGCGGGUAGUUUGAAAGAACGCGAACUUUCUGUCAAGAUUUACAAAAAGUUACAGGCUCUGGGUUGCCCUUCAGUUGAAGGGCUGUUUCUCAGGGAGGCUGACGACAUGAAGGAGCUGCUGUGCACCCCCUCAAUACACAGACUUGACAUUCUGCAGUGGAUCUGCACAAGUAUCUGCCCCCCCAUGACGAAGCACUUCUCUGGGUUGAAGGGACCCCAACCAGACACUCAGAUAAAAGAGCUAGUGCAGUUUUGCCAUGAGAUGCUUUUGUGUCGCCAGGAUGAUUUCGACCUCAUCAAGGGAAUUUCCAGUCCUCAGCGGCAGCUCGCCUUACUGGAACAGCUGGUGGAUGUGAUACCGAGAGAUGAGAGGGAGGCAGGGGAGCCUCUCAUUGAGCAGGUGUGCAGGAAUGAAGCGCUUCUAAAGGAGCUCUUCUCCAGCCCUCAUCUCCAAACGAUGCUUCAGCCCACAUGCCACCCCUGGCCAGUGGAGAUCAGAGAGCUGUUGAGCAGGAGAGGGGCUGCAGGGCAUGGCAGCAACACUGCAUCCAAGAAAAGCCGCAACCUCCCCAGCAAACAGAGGGAAGAUUCCCUGAAGGAGGUGACUGAGAGCCUGCAGAAAACCAACACUGCGCUAGAGGAAAUCCACAAAGAGUGUGUGUUCCUGCACUCGGACCCCCAGAGCAGCGGCAGCAGCAGUACCCCCCUCUCUUCCCCUGCUCUCCGUCUGGCCAUUGUCGACCUCUCCCAGCUCAUGACUGCCUUUAGCCAGCUCUAUGACAGUGACUUUAGAGAGUACUGUAAAAGAGCUGCUCCUCAACUGAAUGAGAGUGCACAGGCCUUCAGUACUGCACACAGCCUGCUUGCUGCCUGCACCAAGGAGCUCCAGGCCCUGAAUCAGCUCUCUCUCACCUCCCUGGCACUGACGAGCACAGUAGAAGGACAGCAGCAGUGCAAACAGUUCUGGAGUAGAGGACACAUGCACUCUCUGCCUGCUAAAAUUGAUGAGCUGAAGAGGAGAUACAAGGAUUUCCUGUGCAUAUAUCAGCGAAGCAGAGAGCAUGUGAGAGAGGAGAGUGCCGGGGAGAAGAUGCUACAGGAGGGAGUAAUGGGAAGAGGAGAGUGUGCAGGGGGGAGUCCAUGACAGGAUUCCAAGUGCGGGAGAGGAGAGAGAGUCUAGGGGGGUGCUUGAGGAUUCCAAGUGUGGAAGAGGAGAGGAUGCAGUUUGUCACCUCGGUCACAGGUUGAUGUUCAGGUACAUCAUCAAAGAGAAAUCACGCUUACAUUUUGAAAAACUUGAUAACCCACAAUUUAAAUCUCCUUUAGAUAACAUAUCAUUGCUUCUUUUAAAAACAAACAAAUUAUUGUAAAAUAAAAUAAAAUGAGGUACAUCUGAAAUCAUGUGUUAUCGAGUUUUUCCAGGACAAAACAAAAACCCAGAUAUUUAAAUACUGAGGAGUCUGUUUAACUUUGUAUUUAUUUCACUCUUCAAUCUGAAAGGACAGGGCUCUGUAUAGGAUUGG